This is a messenger RNA of Onychomys torridus (southern grasshopper mouse), 6719 nucleotides long. It is a transcript of the gene Brd4, whose product is annotated as bromodomain containing 4. Bases 248 to 2419 code for a protein of 723 amino acids. Lineage: Eukaryota; Metazoa; Chordata; Mammalia; Rodentia; Cricetidae. The record is from RefSeq and is a predicted model, not a curated record. Gene Ontology annotation, cellular component: nucleus; chromatin. Gene Ontology annotation, biological process: positive regulation of transcription elongation by RNA polymerase II; chromatin remodeling. The transcript is spliced from 12 exons.
UGCGCUGGCGGCGGCGGCAGGGCUGUUUGUUCUGCUCCCGCAGCCGAGGAACCGAAGCAGUGGCGGCGGCUGCGGCGGCGGCGGCGGUGGCCGGCGGUGUCCGCAGGCGAGCGGGGCCUGUGUGCGCAGCGGCGCAGCGGGCGCGGCGGACGGGCCCCGGCUCGGCGCAGGUGGCCCGGACAGCGGGAGGAGGCGUGCGGCCUAGCAUCUCAGAGUGCCUGGUGAAGAAUGUGAUGGGAUCAUUAGCAUGUCUACGGAGAGCGGCCCUGGGACAAGAUUGAGAAAUCUGCCAGUAAUGGGGGAUGGACUAGAAACCUCCCAAAUGUCUACAACGCAGGCCCAGGCCCAACCCCAGCCAGCAAAUGCAGCCAGCACCAAUCCUCCACCCCCAGAGACUUCCAACCCUAAUAAGCCCAAGAGGCAGACCAAUCAACUGCAAUAUCUGCUCAGAGUGGUGCUCAAGACACUAUGGAAACACCAGUUUGCGUGGCCUUUCCAGCAGCCUGUGGAUGCCGUCAAGCUGAACCUCCCUGAUUACUAUAAGAUCAUUAAAACACCCAUGGAUAUGGGAACAAUAAAGAAGCGCUUGGAAAACAACUAUUACUGGAAUGCUCAGGAAUGUAUCCAGGACUUCAACACUAUGUUUACAAAUUGUUAUAUCUACAACAAGCCUGGAGAUGACAUCGUCUUAAUGGCAGAGGCUCUGGAGAAGCUCUUCUUGCAAAAAAUCAAUGAACUGCCCACAGAAGAAACUGAGAUCAUGAUAGUCCAGACAAAAGGAAGAGGAAGAGGGAGGAAAGAAACAGGGACAGCAAAGCCUGGUGUAUCGACGGUACCAAACACAACUCAAGCAUCAACUCCUCCGCAGACCCAGACACCUCAGCCUAACCCUCCUCCAUCUGUGCAGGCCACAACUCACCCCUUUCCCGCUGUCACCCCAGACCUCAUUGUCCAGCCUCCUAUCGUGACAGUGGUGCCCCCCCAGCCACUUCAGACGCCUCCACCAGUACCCCCCCAGCCACCGCCCCCACCUGUUGCUGCUCCACAACCUGUUCAGAGUCACCCUCCCAUCAUUGCAGCCACCCCACAGCCUGUGAAGACAAAGAAAGGGGUGAAGAGGAAAGCAGAUACCACCACCCCCACCACCAUCGACCCCAUUCAUGAGCCGCCCUCACUGGCCCCAGAGCCCAAGACCGCCAAACUGGGUCCUCGGCGGGAGAGUAGCAGACCUGUGAAGCCCCCAAAGAAGGAUGUACCAGACUCACAGCAGCACCCAGCACCAGAGAAGAGCAGCAAGAUCUCUGAGCAGCUAAAGUGCUGCAGUGGCAUCCUCAAGGAGAUGUUCGCCAAGAAACACGCUGCCUAUGCUUGGCCCUUCUACAAGCCUGUGGAUGUGGAGGCACUGGGUCUGCACGACUACUGUGACAUCAUUAAACAUCCCAUGGACAUGAGCACAAUCAAGUCUAAACUAGAGUCCCGUGAAUACAGAGAUGCCCAGGAGUUUGGUGCUGAUGUCCGAUUGAUGUUCUCCAACUGCUACAAGUACAACCCCCCUGACCAUGAAGUGGUAGCCAUGGCUCGAAAACUCCAGGAUGUGUUUGAAAUGCGCUUUGCCAAGAUGCCUGACGAGCCUGAAGAGCCAGUAGUUAUGGUGUCCUCCCCUGCAGUGCCACCCCCUACAAAGGUGGUGGCCCCACCCUCAUCUAGUGACAGCAGCAGCGACAGCUCCUCUGACAGUGACAGUUCCACUGACGACUCCGAGGAAGAGCGAGCCCAGCGGCUGGCUGAGCUCCAGGAGCAGCUCAAAGCAGUACAUGAGCAGCUUGCAGCCCUCUCACAGCCCCAACAGAACAAACCAAAGAAAAAGGAGAAGGACAAGAAGGAAAAGAAAAAGGAAAAGCACAAAAAGAAAGAGGAAGUAGAGGAAAAUAAGAAAAGCAAAACCAAGGAACUUCCUCCGAAAAAGACAAAGAAAAAUAACAGUAGCAACAGCAAUGUGAGCAAGAAGGAACCAGCACCCAUGAAGAACAAGCCCCCUCCCACAUAUGAAUCAGAGGAAGAAGACAAGUGUAAACCCAUGUCCUAUGAGGAGAAGAGGCAGCUAAGUCUAGACAUCAACAAACUUCCUGGUGAGAAGCUGGGCCGUGUAGUACACAUUAUCCAGUCAAGGGAGCCGUCACUCAAGAACUCCAACCCCGAUGAGAUUGAGAUUGACUUUGAGACUCUGAAACCGUCCACACUGCGAGAGCUGGAACGCUAUGUCACCUCUUGUUUGCGGAAGAAAAGGAAACCUCAAGCUGAAAAAGUUGAUGUGAUUGCUGGUUCUUCCAAGAUGAAGGGCUUUUCAUCCUCUGAGUCAGAGAGCACCAGCGAAUCCAGCUCCUCUGACAGUGAAGACUCUGAAACAGGUCCUGCCUAAUCAUUGGACACGGACUCUUAAUAAAACGGUCUUCAGUUCCAGAUUCCUUCCCAGCAAGCUAUAGCUUAAGUCCAUUUUCUUCUGUGAAAGGGACAGGACUCCAUCAAGUUAUGGAAUUGCUCAGAGCCCUGGGCCUGUCCCACCCGCCCCAGGGGUGGAUUAGUCAUGUUCAGCAGCACACACCUAGUCUCACCGUCAGGAAGGCUGCCUACCUGGCCUGCUGCCUGGGCCUCUCUGUACAAAGACUGCCUGGCUGUUCUGCCCAGCCCCCCUGGUCAUCUGGGGUCUUCUGGGUGGGUGGAAUCUCCUUGAGGAUGAUAAUAAUAACCCCCUUCUAUGCAUACAUGUGGUGCUGCUGUAUGUGCGAAGCCUGGUCACAGUGUAUUUCCUCUCUUCGUCCCUCCCUUUUUUUUCUGAGACUCUAGACCUUGUAGUGACUUUAUUUAGCCCAGGAAAGAUCUAAUUCACCCUGACGAUGAAUAUUUUGACCUGGUCUCCCAAAGGCUAUAUAGGGCCACCCUGGUUGGCUUGAUCAGAUGGAGACUGACCAACUUUAGCUUACCCAUAGCCUCCUGAAUUUUCCUUUGGUCUCCAUUGUUCCCAUAGAGCACUAAAAGUUCAAGUGGUCUGGUGUCUUUGGUCUUUUCUCCCCAAGUCACCUAACCUAAGAAAAACACCUUAAGGCUGCUGGUAAGGGCAUGCAAGGCCCAUCAGGCCCCAUUCCCAAGCCAAAUCAGGAUCUGGGAAGUGGGCAAGAAGGAUAUCAUGGCUACUUGUGAGCUGCCUACAGUGCCUCUCCAAGUUCCAUUGCCAUCAUGACCAUCUUCAUCUUCAGCUUCCCAUAAUGACAUUUAUUGGGGUUAGAGCAGGCAAGAGUGGGCCACACCAUCCAAACCUUUCCAGAGACAAAUCAAAGGAGGCUGGUUUGGGGUUUGUUUGUUUUGUUUUUCUCCCUAAAAACAAGUGUUGGCCCUGACCAUUUUUUGCUCAUAAAUCUGGCACCUCACCAGAAAACUGCCUAACAUUAAAAGACCCCAAAGGAAUUGCAUUUGCAUUUUAGUAGGCUCUUUCUGUUCUUUUCUCUUUUAAAAUGUGCUUUUAUGACUUCCGAGAGGACUGCCUGUCUCCUGACAUCAGGUUGGAGCCUGCCUUCUUCUAAGGGCUUAAAAAGCAGGCUGAGGUGGUGCUAUGCCCCUUCCCAGAUUCCAGAAUCCUUGGGUUGCUUGCUGCCCUAUACCUCAUAAUGGCCUUUGUGCCUCAGACUUCCUAGAACAUCCAGUGGCCCCUCAGUGAUGCUGCUGAGUUCCUAGGCCAUUUCAAGUCCUCUGUCUAGCUUCAAGUUAACUCCUUUUGCCAAACAGACUAUUUUGAGCUGCCCUUUGGCCCCUGCCUGACAUGUUCCCAAUGAACUUGGCUUGGCUGGGAUGGGGGGAAGGGAGGCUUCUUGCCCAGAGAUUCCCACAGGACACUUGGGAAGCUGUUGGCAUUAUCUUUCUGGGAAGAUUUUGCUAUCUUGGACCAAAUGGCGGCCUACAUUCCCACAAUAUCUUGGCUAUGUGUUGCCCCUGCCCCUCCCCACACCCUCUCUACGUAUGUGCAUACACACCGGACAGCUUGUCCUGUAGAGUACUUUACUGUCCAGAAUUCCUGGCUGUGUAGGCUUUCUGUGUGUCAGGAACUCUGUUGAACUUGAAAGAUCUUUAGACUUAAGCUAUCAAUUGUACUUGGUGCCUGGAGAACACAGCCAGAAAGGACAGUGUCUCACCUAUUCUUCCUUUUUGGUAGUUUUCCGUUCCUUGGCAAUGGGAGGUACCAAUGGAGGGCCUUAGCAUACCAGCUGGCUGUGGGGUCCUGUUGGGGAGCCAUCCAGGACAGUGGACGGCUCUUCUCUGCCCCACAUUGCCCUGCCCUGCCCUUAAACCUCUGUUUCCUUUAUUCCAGUGGGGCUGGGCUGGGGUGGAAGAAAUCAGUGUUUUAAUCAGAUUUUACAAAAACAUUUUACUUUGUACUAUACCAUCCUAUGUAAAGAUGAAAUUUGUGUUGGAGUUUAAGAUUGUUAUGGAAUAAAGAUCACACAGUAUUUGAGGCCAUCUCCAUGUAACCCUUUCUAGAGAGUUUUGUGUGGGGGGUGUCUGGGGCUGGUGUGUCAUUAAGCUGUGCAUUUACUGUCUUCUUACUGGUAACCCAACACGAGGCUUGGGCCACAGGAACUGCACAGGGCUGCCUCACAACACAUGUCAUUUCCACUAGUCUCGCCUAGGCCCAGAGGGCUGCCUUGUGCUUCCACUUCCACUCUGAAGAUGAGCUCCAGAAUACUCCUGUGACCUUUCCAGUGCAGCUGAGAUACUUCCUAGAACCUAAGCUUGGUCUUGUGGACCUCUGCUCAUAACUUGAGGCAGGUGGUGAGGGGUUGGAGCCAUUGUCCCUUUUAUAUAAGUGGGAAAACAAUGCUUUGUUCAACGUUACUAGACAGCAGGCACCCUCUCCUUCCUAGACAUCUCACAUUCAGUUCCACAUCUGGGUAGCACCUCCAAGGCUUUCCUAGGUCAUGCUUGACACAGUGGUUCAGCUUUAUCUCCCAUCUUCUCUAUGCUGAGAUCCCCUCAAGAGUAUACUCAGUAUUUGUUUUGAGCAGCCUUCCCCAUGUCCCUAUCUCUCAUCCCGCUGCCCACUCCACCUUCUUAUACUGGAAGUGCUAACAGAGGAGCCUGUCCACUGGCCGUCCCAGCCUCUCUCUCCCACUACUGAAUUGUUGGCUGUCUAAUCCUUGUGUGUCCCCUGCCAUACACAUCCUUCUGGUGUGAGGUGUCCAGCUGGUUCUGCUUCUACACGCAAAACAGCCAAAUGCCCUGAUUCCACAAAUCUUCCCAGCAACCCCCUUUUGAAUGUGUUCUCUGUUAGGGUUUCUUACCAACUUUCUUUUGCUGACCCAAGGAGUUGUGAGAGCCCUGCUUCCUGGCAUCCAAAUUUGGGGCUCAGCCUUGGGUCUCCAUGUGUUAGCUGUCCUCACUUGCUGCCAUUUGCCAUUUGUGUGAGGAUAUGUUUGUGGCUGCUGGGGUCUGUGUCUGUCAGUCCUGCAUGGAGUGGCAAACUCUUACAGGGCACAAGGUCCCAUCUUGUUCCUGCUGGUAGCAUACUGCACCGCAGGGGCCAUGCAUGGCAUACAUGCAUAGCUUGCCUCAGCUAUGAGCAGAGAGCCAGGGGGCCUUGACACUAGCAGCAAGAACUGGUGUUCUGACAAGGUGCUUGGGGGAAGCCAUAGCAAAGACAGAAAUGACUCGGUGACAUCAAUCUGAAAGGAUCUGUACCACAGGCCCAACCUCCAACCUGGUAAUUGACAGUUGUAUUGUGUGUCAGCCCAGAAGCACUGGCCAAGGCAUUGUCCCUCUCCUUAUUAUAAAGUCUAAGGUGGAGACAGAGGUUUUGCACCUAGGUUUUUAAUCUGCCUCACAGAGACAGGCACAUUUAUGUACCUCAAGCACCAGGUCUUCGGCUUCUUGAAGAGCCAAGGCACAUGCUGAUUUCAUUAGGUAGCACAUUGACUGUUCAGAGAAGAGACAUCACUGAUAUUCCUAUCACCCAAGGAAGAGAAGGGAGGUCAAAGCCUUUUUUUGGCAAUGAGCACCUAUUCUGUUUAUUCUUAAUCAUUCUGGGGAGGCCAUCCUGCUUCCUUAUUCCCAAAAGGUGACCCUUUCUGGGUUCUCAGUGUACAGCACUUUCCUUGUGUACCCUGUGGCUCUGGUCAGGUCAUGCCCUGUGCCAAUAUCCCUGAUCUUUCUCAGUCCCAGCCUGACCUACUCUGAGGCAGGGACCUCAGUAAACCAUUCUACAAGAGUCUCUAAAUGGUUUCCGCUGUGUGGCCUUGAAUGGUUGUCCUCACUUUUUGGAGUGUUGUUAUCAACUGUCCAGUACAUGGGGUUAUUGCAAACAUCCUGAGUUAUCCAGAACAUAGCAGGUUGUAAUCCAGAGUAUGCUGACACUAUUGCCCAAGGUAUGACUCAUGAAAUGGGGAAGUAUAAGGUAAGGUCUCCAUAGCUCAGAUUCUGACAUAGCCAGGGCCUUGACUAGUUCUGGUGCCUAUGAUCUGAAACUUACUGAGGCAUUUUUCAGGCACAGUUCCUUGGGAAAGCUACAGGCAGAUGGAUAGGUAACAUUCCACACAUCUUUUUCCUCCCUAUGAUGGCCCAAUUCAGUUGCUUCUUCAGUAUAAUUCAACCCCUGUCCUGAAUGCCCUGUUCUUGUCCUCUUCUGCAUCCAAGGCCAAUCCAUGAUCACUUCCCUAGAGUCUCACUACCUUGUC